This is a messenger RNA of Mytilus trossulus (common blue mussel), 1327 nucleotides long. RefSeq lists its product as uncharacterized. Lineage: Eukaryota; Metazoa; Mollusca; Bivalvia; Mytilida; Mytilidae. The transcript has 7 exons. The coding region runs from base 143 to 1327 and encodes 394 amino acids. The record is from RefSeq and is a predicted model, not a curated record.
GCGAGUUCAAAUCUAACACACCGUGAACGAUUGAUGCCAGUCAGUCAGUCAAAUACACUUUAAUAUGGCUUUAUUGUUGCAAUGAUACGUUUAACCAUCUCAUGUGAAGGAUUUUAACUACAGUGAAAGAUGAAAGUUCAACAUGAACGUAUUUAACGAAUAUAACAGCAUCUGUGUGACAACGGUUUUACUCAUAUCAAGUUUUUCUACAUUCGCAGGUGGAGUAUGUACCCUUCCAACAGAACUACACAAUUCAGUCUGGAAUUAUCAGUAUACAGACCUUUCAAACAACGCACAAACAACAACACUCACUUUUGGAAGAACAACACUUCCAAAGCCGUCAAACAUUGAAUUAAAUGCUUUAGGUACAACUUUGAACGCUUGGACCUGUAUCUCUAACUUAACACUGUCUAGUGCUGUUUCAGUUGCAGUUUUCAAGAGUGAUAAAAGCUACACAGAUGCUAACCGAAACACAAAAUGGGUAUACAUAUGCAUGAAACUAACCAAAGUGGCAGAUGAUUUCUUCUAUUUCUAUCUAUUAUCAGAUAAAGAUAGUAACGUUUAUCCUGAGGAGAGAGUAUAUCAAUCGGGCAGUAUUUCAGACAAUACUGUUCCAGUGUGUAGCACAUUCUGUCAGUACACAACUCAACCAAGGAUUCGUACACUUAAAAAAUCAGGUAGCAGUGCAAAUUUACCUUUAAACACGUCCUUGUGUGAACCCUGUGAUAGUGCUUGUGAGAAAGCAACUACAGAAAUGACACCAACUGAGACAACACAGGAAAUCACGUCUACUGAAAUGGACACUACGACAGACAUGACAUCAUCAGAGACAAAUCAGAAAACAACGCAACCAUCCAAGUCUACUGAAAUUGACACUACGACAGACAUGACAUCAUCAGAGACGAAUCAGAAAACAACGCAACCAUCCACGUCUAGUGAAGUGGACACUACAAUGGACAUGACAUCAACAGAGACAAAUCAGAAAACAACGCAACCACCCACGUUUACUGAAAUGGACACGACGACAGACAUGACAACAUCAGAGACAAAUCAGAUAACCAUACAACCAUCCACGUCUACUGAAAUUGAUACUACGACGGACAUGACAUUAAAAGAGACAAAUCAGAUAACAACGCAACACUCCACGUCUACUGAAAUGGACACUUCCACAGGAAUAAAAUCAACAGAAACAGAACAGAAAACAACGGAAAUCAUAACAACAUAUACGAAAACCACUACCGAUAUAAAAGACGACACACCAAUACCAACCAAACCUAAAGGUUCGUGUAUAUUUCUCUUCAAACCAAAUACAAUAUCCGUAAAUUAG